Cantharellus anzutake is the source of this 2114-nucleotide messenger RNA. RefSeq lists its product as uncharacterized. Bases 1 to 1944 code for a protein of 647 amino acids. The transcript is spliced from 9 exons. The record is from RefSeq and is a predicted model, not a curated record. NCBI's taxonomy places the organism in Eukaryota, Fungi, Basidiomycota, Agaricomycetes, Cantharellales, Hydnaceae.
AUGGUGCGAAACAGACUUUCACGCUUGCGUGCCGUCUGGAGUCAUAACACACAUCUGGUUUUAUGCUCCAGACUGAUUCCCCCUUCACGGAGAGGGAAUGUCCUGGCAUCAACUGCCGUUCUUUCUGCCGAGAAAAAGAAGCAGUAUAUCUCCCCAAGGAUUCGGGCUCGCAAUGUUCUUCGCUCCCUUGAUCAGUUAUAUCCUCGAGUAGUCGACUGCUCCGAACCCAGCAAUUCUUUAUGGAGGAGCCGCAUAUAUGAUGCUUUAGAGGUCAUCUGCGAUGACCCCGGGACUUCGAAAUCACAACUGAGAAGCGUUGCUGUGUGGGGACCGAAGCAUGCGAAUUCUUCAGAAUUGGUGUUGGCUUUGGUUGAAAAUACUUCACCCUCAGAAGCGCGAGUUGUAUACAAACGUCACGCUGGUGCCAAGGAACCCCUGCUGGGCAGCACGAAUCAGCUGGGACACAUACAUUGGUGGAAUCCUGCAAUCCAAGGGCUGAAUGGACUCCGUGCGGACCUCGCGGAAUAUGAAGGUGCUGAGGUCGACGCAGCUGUCUCGGGUAUGCUUUCGAAGGACGUCAUUGUCAUCGUUGUGAGGGCAUUGAUUCCAUCCUUGUCAACAUCUUUCCCCUUGCACAUCGUGGUCUCGCACGAAAUCUUUGGUCACGAACCAACAAGAAAGCUGUACCAAUCUAUCAUGGCAGCCCAAUUUCCGCAUGCAUUCUCAGUUGAUGAUAAAUUAUACCCAAAAAUACACCUUUUAGAUGUUAAAGCAGCUAGAAGUGCACAAUCAUUUUUCUCGGAUAACGCGAGCGCAACCCCAUCUCCCAGCGAGCACCAACGCCUCAUUGAGGCAUCAAACUUCACCCAAUUCUCACAUGCUUUGAACCGUACGAUUGCGGACCUGCCACGAUUGUCAGCUCAACUCUCAAUGCUAUCUUCCCUGCGCCUAAUUGAACUGAUAACGUCACAAUGUGAACGGAGGCUUCACGAAGCUUCCCGCAAUGCAGAAGUUGCCCUAGGGGAAGUCAAACUCCUGCGUUCGGGUGCAAGGAAUGCCUCUCGAAAAGCGAUGGAUUCCAUUGCUAAUGUUCGUGGGAAUGACGUUGCGGAGCAGUCUGUUCAACUUUACCUCAACGAUCUACCUUGGUGGAAGCUUCCUUGGCGGGCGGAUAACAUAUACCCCGAGAUCAGUGCCAUCCUCGGUGAGACAUAUGGCCACCAAUUGGAAACUGCACUUAGUUUUGAGGCCGGUAGAUUCGCUGCCCUCCAGAGCGAUCAGAACAGCGCUAUCAAUGCCGUUCUUGUGAAACUCACUCACACUGCUCCUGCACCGUCUGAUUCUGUGGCGACUUCAUCCCUUGUAACACCUGUUCUCCGCAACUCCCUUGAACAGAUCUCCCAAUCGAUAUCGACGCGAAUAACGCCAUCUGACCUCACACGCCCUAUCGAGAAGCGUUUAACUCAUCUUCGGAGCCAUUCUCCACGAGUCAGUACAUUCCAUGGUAGCAGUGCAUUAACUCAUCUGCAUCGCCGUGCACAAAAUGUUCUUCUACAAUCCUAUGCGUUCUCAUUCGGUGGCUCGUUCGCUGCAUGGGCCGUAUCUACUUCGUCCCCUUCGUGGCCAUGGCUGGAGUUGCAUUUGAUUGGAGCGCUUUGCGUUGUCGGAAGUAUGAGGUGGGCGGCAGGACGGUGGGAGAAAGCGAAGGCGAAAUGGUGGGGAGCCUGGAGGAGAGUCGACGAAGGUUUAGACAGGGAUAUCGAGGCAAGCACAGGAAGCGUCUUGGAGCGGAAGGUCUUUGCGAAGACGACAAGGGCUUGUGAAGCUCUGGAGGAACUGGCUGCAAAGCGAAUAUCGGACAUCGGGUGCUUGCGCGCUGAGCUGAAGGAACUCAAAGCCGAAGCUGAUGCUCUCCGAAAUUGUACAUUAAAUGACAACAACUAACCGGAAGCUCUACGCGUGGAUUUUUAUUAGCGAAACGUCGUUAGUACUCGUUCAGGGAUCUUAACUCUGAUCGGAAGACGCCCGAGAAACAUCUAUCUAUUAAUUUCUUUACCGAUAUGUGCUGGCCGAGAUAUGUAAGAUGCUCAAAUGAACACAUGCUUCGCAAAACC